GGCGUCGCUUCGCCGUACAGAAGUGGAGAACUAAAAUGGCGUCCGGUGCCAUUUCAGCAGAGACCAAGAAGAUAACGGAUUUGCGCGUUGUUGAUUUAAAAACUGAACUCAAGCGGAGGAACCUGGACGUUACCGGAGUGAAAAAUGUUCUCAUUGCGAGGCUGAAACAGGCAUUAGAAGAUGAAGGCGGUGAUCCAGAGAACAUUGAGAUCCCUGUGUCAGCUGACACAAGUACCCGGAAGAAUACAAAAUCCAAAGGAAGGAGGAACGACUCGGAUGUUGACCUCACAAUGGAAGAGGAGUCAUUUUCCAAGGAGCCUGAAGAGGAGGAAUCUGAGAAAGAUAUAACUGAUACUGAUGAUGCUACUCGUGAAAAUACUAAAUCCUUCUCCGACGGGGAUGGCCUCGUCGAGCCUGAGGCACAGCCAGACCUGGAGGCAGAGUCUGAGAUUGAGGCCGAGGCAGAGCCUGAGAUUGAGGCAGAGCUGGAGCCUGAUCUUGAGGCUGAGGCAGAAGUCGAACCUGAAGUCCCAGCGAUGGAGGCCUUGGAGAGCGAAGCCGCUUCCGAACCUGCCAAAGAGGUCGAAGAUGAUAACAUAUCCGUCACCAUCCAGGCAGAAGAUGCCAUCACGCUGGAUGUGGAUGGCGACGACCUCCUGGAAACAGGUAAACAUGUGAAACUUCCAGAUUCUGAGGCAGACAAGGGCUGCGAGGAGCCGGAAGCCUCUGCCGAGACGAGGCAGGAGGCAGACUCGAUGGCCGAAGUAAAGGACAGCCACAAAGAUUGUAAGAGAGACGACAGCCCGAAGACUGAUACCACCAAGAAGGACGGCAGGGAGGCCUUGAAGAAAGCUGAAACGGGAGACAAAGAAAAGGAUUCUGGGAAGAAAGGCCCCUCUUCUGCUGGGGCAGCAGGUCAAGCAAAGAGUGCCUCAAAAGACCGAGAUGGGAAGACCGCAAAAGAUGAAAAAGCAGGAAACAACAGCAGCACUAGCUCUACUCGGAAUCUGUGGGUGAGCGGCCUGUCGUCCAACACCAAAGCAGCUGAUUUAAAGAACCUUUUUGGCAAAUAUGGCAAGGUUUUCAGUGCCAAAGUGGUCACCAAUGCCCGCAGCCCAGGGGCUAAAUGCUAUGGCUUGGUGACAAUGUCCUCCAGUGCUGAAGUGGCACGAUGCAUAUCCCAUCUGGACUGCACCGAGCUCCACGGUCAGCAGAUAUCUGUGGACAGAGUUAAAAGUGACCCUUUCAAGAAGGACUCUAAAAAAGAAGGAGAGGAUAAAACAGGAUCCAAUAAAGCAUCAGGGGAGAAGCGCAUUUCUGCUGGACUGAAGGCCGCUAGCAAGGCUCAGGCCUCCUCUAAAAAGGAAGAAAAGAAGCCAACUGAGAAGGACGGCAAAGAAUCUUCCAAGAAACAGGAGUCCAAGAGCACCAAGUCUGACGCUCCAUCCUCUAGCUCUGCUUCUGACCCCAAGAAGGACGAGAAGAAACACGGGCGGAAGAGUCCAGGAAAGAUGCUUGUGCUUGACCAGUCUAAAAGCCAGCAAGGCUUCAACAAACCUCGACCACCGUUCAGGAGGGGAGGACGUUUUGACAAGCCUGCUGCCCCCAAUAUGAUGAACAGACGUCCUCGAUGGCUCAUUCCUCCUGAACAGAUAGAAGCCAUGAAGAAAGGGAGGCCUUUUCCCAACAAAGGUGGCAAUAAGGACAUCCUUCCUUUCGAGAAAAUGAAGGAACAAAGGAUGCGUGAGCGCAUGGUUAGAAUGGAAAGAGUCCGCAGGGCCAUGGAACUGCGCAGGCGACGCGAGAUGGCAGAACGGGAGCGCAGAGAACGCGAACGGCUGCGAGUAAUGCGUGAGCGUGAGGAGAGGGAGAACCUGAUGCGUGAGCGCCAGAGGCUGGAGAUGGAGAGGCAGAAACUCGAGCGUGAACGCAUGGAGCGAGAGCGCUUGGAGAGAGAGAGGAUCCGCAUCGAACAGGAGCGAAGAAAGGAAGCUGAGCGCAUGGCUCGGGAGCGGGAAGAGCUGAGGAGGCAACAAGAACAGCUACGCUAUGAGCAGGAGAAACGCAACAACCUGAAGAGAGGCCGUGACGUAGACCACAGGAGGGAUGACUCUUACUGGAAUGGCAAUAAGAAGAUUCAGCCAGAGUCAGAGGGUCGUAUAAGCCAAGCUUCAGACUACAGCAACCGACAGCAGGGUCGCUUCAGUGACUUCAGCUCCAGAGACAGAACACGUUUCCCAGAUAGUGCUCCAGUCCAGCCCUCUAACUUUGACAGGCGGAAUCGAUUUGACAGUGAACCUGAGGCUAAGAAGAAUCGUCCUGACCCAAGGCGUGAAGGUUCUGGGUUUGAGCGUUACCCUAAAAGCUUUGAGGGUGUGCGCCGGGCCGAGCCCCCUCCCCCAUCAGGCCGCUCCGAUCUUCGUGACACAGACAGGAGGGAUAUUCGUGACAGAGAUGAACGCCGUCCUGUGUCAAUGCCUGAACGGCCAACAGGAGGCAGAGCUCCUCCUCCAGCCAUGAGCCACUCUCGCUCGACUAGAGACACCGGCCACACUGGCUGGAAAAAUGAUGGUGGCAUGAACACAAAACCGUCUGAUGUCAGGGGAGCAGUGCGGAUGCGUCCAGAGCACUCGGGCCGAGACGGACCAGGCCCUAACAUGAGAGGUGCCUCCUCAGCUAACCGUGGCAGGGGCAGCUUCAGUAGCAGAGACGGAGGUAGACCUUCAGUCAUGGGUGAUCAGCAUUUUAGCAGUGGAAGGCAGGUGGUGGUGGAGAGACACAGCCGGGAUCAGGGACCCAGAAAGGAGUGGCAUAGCAGCAGCUCCCAGAGUGGAGGUUUUCCUGAUAACCGGUGCAUGGGAGAAAGUCGACCUGCCAUGAUGGCUCCACAUUCCAGCCACUCCUCCAGUGGCAUGAACCGAAUCGUCCAGAUCACAAACGUCCCAAUGACUGGCAGCAGUGGAGGAUUCAAACCCUUCAAAGGAAGGUUCUAGCAACCCAGUCUUCUUUUCCAACAGGGAAAAAACCCCAUACAUUUUAUAACUUAAUUUCUUUGCUUUUUUUUAAGUUUGAGAUAUUUGAUGUUUUUAAAAUGGUUGGACUGAAUAUUGUAAACAAGCCUUUUUUGUAUAGAGCCUUGUUAAAAUAAAUGUAGGACUUGUUCCUCAGCUGUUCUCCUGUGAGCUGUAAAAAAAAAAAUGCACAUCCCUGUUACUUUAGCACAUCAUACUGUACAAGCAGCUCGUGCAGUUUAUGAGUUUUUUUUGUUUUUGUGUAUUUAAACUGUGUUUGGAAUAACUAGGCAGUGCAGUAUUUGGGAACCCUGCUUUAGGGUUGAGGAACAGUGGUGUGUGUGUGUGUGUGUGUGUGUGUAUAUAGCAAUAGACAUGCAGUGUGUUCUUCCUGUUUCAUAAUUGCUCUGGGUUUGCCGCUUCAUUAAAUCCUACAGAUUAUUAACUGUUUGUAUUCUGGUCAGAACACUAAAAUACAUUCUGCUGUGAAGUACCACAAUGCAACAGGUCUCGCUGCGCGUAUUUCUUUAAUCAGAAGUUUUUGUCCUUCGUCUAAGGCUCGUGUUACAGAUAAUGUCCGUCUACUUUUACACACCAUGUUGGGCUAACUUACACAUUUUGGUCAUAUAUAUAUACAUAAACAAUUAACCCAUUUUAAUGCAAAGGAACAUUGACCUUUUUUUUUUUUUUAAUAUCCAGCCUUUAUGCAACUGUAAAGAUUAAGUGUAAAUAGAUAUAGAAAGGUAGUACAAAUAGAAUGGAUCACUGACUCAGUGACCGUUAGCGCUGAACAUGCAUGGCGAAAUUUCGCUUCUUUCGACCAAUCCGUCACACUGAUCUCGAGAACGAUGCACAGAGGUUCUCGCGAGAUCCGAUUUUGACCCAUUUGUGGUAGACAGCAUACAUACAUGCUAAAUAACCCCAGCUUCCUCCCAUGGAGGAAUGGGGAGGUUUUGGCAAAGCAGGCACAGGAUUUUUGUUUACAAACUCACCCCAGUGUGUAUUAAAAAGCAUAGCCUUAAAUCAUAGCUUUCCUGAUCCUGCUCCUUUAUUGAAGUUUUAACCCUUCUCUAAAUCACCCACUUCAACUCAGCAGGGCUAUUAGAUUGAUUGGUGACGUCAGGUGUAUUUAAAGUAGGACAGAGGGGUUCUCCAGGACCAGGGUAAGGAUGGACCUGUGCCUUAAACUAUUAAUUUGCUGACCAAUUAAAUUGAGAGUUGUGGUUGAUCAGCCAAGUCAUUUGAUGUCUUGACUUUCUAAAGCCUUCUUCUGAUACAAAUAAUGGAAUUUUGUCUCUCCUAAAAUUCUAUCCUGCCUCAGACCAUAUCCAGUUCAUUAGUAACAUCACACAGACAUGACGGUGGUUUAAGAUGCAUGAACAAAACGUCAGUGCAGCUAAACAUUGAGUAUGUUGCGUUACUGCCCGUUUAGUCUGAAAUGAUAAAAGCAGAGUUUGCUGUCAUUCUAAAGAAAGAAAGCCUCAGCUUUUCUCCAUACCAGCUUCAUAUUGUUUUGGAGCCCUGUAAAUGUUUCUAAUGGUCACAUCCUCUUUCUUUAAUCAGCAUGAUUCAGCUUUUCAGGGUGCUUUACACUAACUCUGGCAUCUGAUUCGGUAGAAAAUGAGGUAUUUUGCUCCUUAUUAGUGCAUUUCAAUUGAUAUAACAG
This is a messenger RNA of Hemibagrus wyckioides, 4677 nucleotides long. It is a transcript of the gene sltm, whose product is annotated as SAFB-like, transcription modulator. Gene Ontology annotation, biological process: regulation of mRNA processing; regulation of transcription by RNA polymerase II. The record is from RefSeq and is a predicted model, not a curated record. Gene Ontology annotation, molecular function: sequence-specific DNA binding; RNA binding. Gene Ontology annotation, cellular component: nucleus. The transcript has 20 exons. Lineage: Eukaryota; Metazoa; Chordata; Actinopteri; Siluriformes; Bagridae. The coding region runs from base 36 to 2993 and encodes 985 amino acids.